Molecule: messenger RNA, 1254 nt
Organism: Canariomyces notabilis
Lineage: Eukaryota; Fungi; Ascomycota; Sordariomycetes; Sordariales; Chaetomiaceae
Exons: 2
Coding region: 34-837 (267 amino acids)
Molecular function (GO): hydrolase activity
Source: RefSeq, a predicted model, not a curated record
GCUCCUUCCAAUUUCCAUCACGAACGGUCAGGCAUGUCUCUCCAUAUCUUGUCAGACCUCCACUUGGAGGCUCCAAAAAGCUACGACAUCUUCGAGAUCACUCCAAAAGCGCCCUAUCUGGCAUUGUUGGGCGACAUCGGUAACAUUGCCGCGCACAAGGACGAUUACCUCGCCUUCUUCAAGAAACAGCUCAGACAAUUCCGCGCUGUCCUUCUCGUCCUCGGCAACCACGAAGCCUACCACUCCACCUGGCCCGAGACACUCGCCAUUCUCCGUGAAUUCGAGCAAGACGUCCACGUCGACAGCUCUCUCGGCUACUUCGUCCUGCUCGACCGCACAGUGUUCCGAGUACCCGAUACCAACAUUGUCGUACUCGGCUGCAGCCUCUUCUCUCACGUGCCCGCAGAGAGCAGCAUGGCCGUGAGUUUCGGGCUCAACGAUUUCUUUCAAAUUCGCCAAGGCUGGGACGUCGACGCUCACAAUAACGCCCAUAAGUGCGAUCUUGCAUGGUUGAACGAGCAAGUGCGAAACCUGGAGAGCGAGGACGUGAAGAUCAUUAUCCUUACCCACUGGAGCCCGUCAACUGAUCCUCGUGCGGUGGACCCAAGACAUGCCGGCAGCCCUAUUUCCAGCGGAUUCUCAACGGAGCUGUCCGGGGAGCCGUUCUUCAAGAGCACGAAAGUCUGCGUGUGGGCUUUUGGGCAUACCCAUUACAAUUGCGACUUUUUCGUGGACAGGGGACCCGAUGCCGCGCCGUUGAGGCUGGUGACGAACCAGAGAGGUUACUAUUUUGCUCAGUCAGCAGGCUUUGACCCGGAAAAGACGAUCGAGGUGUGAAUGACGGCAAGAUGGCUGUCAAACCUUGCUGCAGUUCUGGGCUCGGGUGGUCUUUCGAAGUCAGCCUCCAUCUGGACCUGUAGGUAGAGGAAUCAUGCCCUGCUAAGCACCGAACCUGGUGUUGGACAGGCGCACACCACUGCUGUCCCUCUCCCCUAGUGUGAUGUAGUCAUCAUACGCUCUAUCUCUUCUCGCCAGAUCCUUCUCCGCUUUCUCCGCAUCUUCUUCCUCCUCUCAGCUUCUUUACUCCAUGCCUUCCAUAACCUUGCAUUCAAUUCUCAUUUUAUUAAUUCUGCGCUUUCCCCGAAAAGAUGGGUUUGAGGGUGGUCCUCCGGGUUAUAUGACCAGAGUCACAAGAUGCCUGGACUCUGAACUAUAAAUUCCCCAGGAAGCUCGUCUAUUCGGACAUUUUACCCG